AUUAAAUUCCUGGUGUUUCUCACUAAUUUGACUGAAUUUCUAAUCAAAAUCACUAAUUCAGUCAUUCAACUAUUUUAUAUUAAUUACCGAAAAACUUCUACUUACGCAAAAAUUCUCGUAAACUUUGUUCGCCACCCACACUAAUUAGUUACUUUAAGAAUUUUUUACAACACAAUUUUUUAGUUUUUGUGGCAUUGCCUAAACUAGGGAAAGAAAUAAAAAUGACAUCAACAUUUAGAAGUGAGGAGAUGUCAUUUUGCGACAUGUACUUGCAUGCAGACGACGCCUUUGAGUGUGUCAAUCGCCUGGGAGAGCUAGGGAUUUGUCAAUUUAAAGAUAUGAAUGUAAACAUGAAUGCCUUUCAAAGACAUUUUGUUAGUGAAAUCAGAAACCUGGAAGAGAUGGAGAGAAUAAUUAGGUAUUUUACAAACGAGCUGAAGAAAGACGAGAUGAAAUAUUUUGAUGAGAGUUUCCAGGAGGACCAAGCUGCCAUGUCGAGCUCUCUCAAUGAUAUGAUUGCAAAAUUAGAAAGUAGGGAGAAAGAGCUGAAAGAAUUGGGCUCCAACUUUGAGGAGCUUGAAAAAAAUCACAAUGAACUUAUUGAAUUGAGUAAUGUCCUCAAUAAAACUACUACAUUUUUUGAGGAUGGAGUCUAUGAUGUUGAUGUGAUCAACAAUCAAUCAACCAGACAACCAAUCUAUCAACCAAUCAAUCAAUCAACCAACCAACCAAUCAGGUACACUGCUGGCGUGAUGCCGGUCAAUCGCGUCUUUGGAUUCACUCGACUUUUAUAUUUUGCCACUAGGGGCGCUUCUUUCCUCAGAACGGCCGACAUAGACGGACAAAUUAGGGACCCAGCCACCGGUGAUAUUGUUAACAAAUGUGUCUUCAUGGUUGUGUGCUCGGGCCAACAGUUGCAUUCGAAGAUCAGGAAAAUCGCUGAGGGAUUCCAUGCAACCUUGUAUCCGUGCCCUGACAACCUGCCGGAGAGAGAAAGAAUGAUGGAUGGAGUGAGGCAAAGAUUGAUCGAUCUGGAGAUGAUCCUAGAUAGGUCGCGCGAACAACGAGAACAGACUCUCAGAAUUAUUGCUAGGAAUCUUAAGAGUUGGAAAGUUAAGGUAGUUCGCCUAAAAGCCUGCUACCACAUGCUAAACAUGUUCAGAUACGAGCGCGGUAGUUUUGUAGGCCAGUGCUGGCUGCCGACCAGCUACCUCGCUCGAGUUCAAAAUCUCCUCAACGUCAGCAACGAUCGGGCAAGCAACAUCAUCAACCCAAUCCCAAGUUCCAGCCUUCCUACCUACCACAAAUCGAAUUCCUUCACGAUGGCGUUCCAGGCCAUCAUAGAUGCAUACGGUAUCGCUACCUAUAAGGAAGUUAAUCCAGCCAUCUUCUCCAUCAUCACUUUCCCGUUCUUGUUCUCGGUGAUGUUCGGCGAUGCAGGUCACGGCCUGCUCAUGCUGCUCUUCGCCCUCUACCUCUGCCUCAAUCAGAGGAGUCUGGCUACUGCUGCUGAGAAAAAUGAGAUCUUUUCAAUAGUGUUCGGUGGCAGGUACAUGAUUCUCUUGAUGAGUCUAUUCAGCAUUUAUUCGGGCUUCAUGUACAAUGACGUCUUCUCGAGGUCUGUAGCUUUUGUACCAUCGUCUUGGAAAGUUGUUUAUGAUGAGCAAUAUUUAGAAAAGUAUUCAUCCUCUAUGUUGGACCCCUCCAAUAAAACGGUUUUUCAGAAUGCCUAUCCAUUUGGUAUCGAUCCAGUCUGGAAGUCAUCAUCAAACCAAAUAACUUUCACAAAUUCGUACAAGAAAAAGCUAUCUAUAGUCUUUGGUGUUGCUCAGAUGUUGCUAGGAAUUUUUUUGGGAUUGUGCAAUCACAUAUAUUUUAAAAAGUACCUCAACAUAAUUUGCGAUUUCAUACCCAUGUUGCUCUUCCUACUAUCGCUCUUUGGUUACCUGACGGCACUCAUUAUCGCCAAGUGGGCCAUUUUUUACGAGGGAUCCAGCUUCUACGAUUGCUCGCCUAACUUGCUGAUUGGCUUCAUCAACAUGUUCCUGAUGAGUUAUCCAGCUCCAGCUGAUGACAAGCAAUGUGAUACUAUUUGGUUUACCGGGCAGAAAGAACUACAAAUAACAUUGGUAGUGGUGGCCGUUGUCUGCGCUGUUUGGCUCCUGCUAGGCAAGCCUUUAAUCCUAUUGGCUGUCCACAAAUACAACACAACCAAUAGCGGCCACCAGAGACUGGUAGAAGAGUCGCCAUCUUCGCCAUCGUCACGAAUCGAUUUCGGCAGUGACGUCAGAAACCGGCGCUCCUCCUCAUUGGCCGACCGCGACUCCAUUGAUGUGCUUAAUAGUCACGGCUCCGGAAAUAGAGAUGUGCUGAAUAGUCAUAAUUCUGCUACGAGCGGGGAACUCGAUGGAAUUUCAAAGAGCCGUUCAGAUUCAGUUGUGGUUGUUGUCGGUGGUGAUGAUGUUCAUCAUGAAAAAUUUGAUUUUGGCGAUAUUAUGGUACAUCAAGCCAUUCACACCAUUGAGUUCUGCUUGGGUUGCAUAUCUCACACUGCUUCUUAUCUGAGGCUGUGGGCUUUGAGUUUGGCUCAUGCACAACUAUCAGAAGUUUUGUGGACUAUGGUGAUGAGAAUUGGUCUAAAGUUGGGUGCAAAAUGGGUCAAUAGCGUUGUGAUUUUUCUGACCUUUGCCCCGUUCGCCACCUUAACUGUCGUCAUCCUAAUACUUAUGGAAGGUCUUUCGGCGUUUUUGCAUACAUUACGUCUGCAUUGGGUUGAAUUUAACAGUAAAUUUUACGACGGGAAUGGCCUACCGUUCGAUCCAUUUUGCUUCGAGAAGAUCAUGAAGAACGUUGAGGGAUAACUUUGUGUAUAUGUAUGUGCAUGUUUGUCUGUGUGUGUGUGUACGUGUUUGUAUGUGUGUGUGUGUGUGUCUAUGUGUUAUUCAUGCGUUUUUUUGUUGCGAUUGUUAAUUCGUAUUGAGACUAAUAUUGAGUGGGAGUGUUUAUUUAUUAUCUCUUCUAGUUAUUUCUACAACUUGUUCAUGUUUUGUGUGUUUGUGUGUGUGUGUUUUUGUAUAUGUUUGUUUUUGUAUCUAUCAGCUACACUUUAAAAAAACGCUUAUAAUAAAUAGAUACAAUUAUGUUUUGAAGUAGCUAUCUUAGUUUUAAUAUAUAUUAUGUUAUAUAUAUAUAUAUAUACAUAUAUAUUUAUAUAUAUAUCUAUAUAUAUAUAGUCAUUUAUGAAGCGCCUACUCUUAUUUUGAUGGUUUAAUUUAUUUUAUUCCUUAGUUUGUGCAUUUAAGUUGAAUUUAACCAUUUAACCUUGAAUUUUUAAUAACCUUUUGUAUUGUGUGUGUGUUUGUGUGUGAGUGAUAUUCGGACAUGUAUGUAUUGUGAGAUUGAAAUUGAUAACGUCAUAAUUAGCUUAUUGUUUGUUUCGUUACAUUCUACCAUCUAAUUUCUAAUACGACAUGUAACAUCACAUUUCUUUCAAUUUGCACUUUAUUAA
Molecule: messenger RNA, 3508 nt
Organism: Helobdella robusta
Lineage: Eukaryota; Metazoa; Annelida; Clitellata; Rhynchobdellida; Glossiphoniidae
Exons: 25
Coding region: 222-2861 (879 amino acids)
Biological process (GO): vacuolar acidification; proton transmembrane transport
Cellular component (GO): plasma membrane; vacuolar proton-transporting V-type ATPase, V0 domain; vacuolar proton-transporting V-type ATPase complex
Molecular function (GO): ATPase binding; proton-transporting ATPase activity, rotational mechanism
Source: RefSeq, a predicted model, not a curated record